Molecule: messenger RNA, 1573 nt
Organism: Phyllostomus discolor (pale spear-nosed bat)
Lineage: Eukaryota; Metazoa; Chordata; Mammalia; Chiroptera; Phyllostomidae
Gene: SVOPL
Product: SVOP like
Exons: 15
Coding region: 37-1506 (489 amino acids)
Biological process (GO): transmembrane transport
Cellular component (GO): membrane
Molecular function (GO): transmembrane transporter activity
Source: RefSeq, a predicted model, not a curated record
CGGGAAGCUGUGCAGGAAAUUCAAAUCGCUUCGAAGAUGGAGACCAAGCGGGUGGAGCAGGUCACCAUCAUCAGCCUCCGCAAGCUGAGCCUGGGAGCCGCAGAGUCACCGCCGAAAGAGGCAAAGACGUUCACCGUGGAAGAUGCCGUGGAGACCAUCGGAUUCGGGCGUUUCCACAUCGCCCUGUUCCUGAUCAUGGGAAGCACGGGGAUUGUCGAGGCCAUGGAGAUCAUGUUAAUAGCGAUCGUGUCUCCUGUCAUCCGCUGUGAAUGGUAUCUGGAGAACUGGCAGGUGGCACUAGUGACCACGAUGGUGUUUUUCGGCUACAUGGUCGCCAGCAUCCUCUUUGGCCUCCUGGCUGACAGAUACGGCCGCUGGAAGAUUUUGCUCAUCUCAUUCCUCUGGGGAACCUACUUCUCCUUGCUGACCUCCUUCUCUCCCUCGUACGCCUGGUUUGUCUUCCUGCGGAUGAUGGUGGGCUGCGGCGUGUCCGGCCACGCACAAGGGAUAGUCAUAAAGACGGAAUUUUUGCCUACAAAAUACCGCGGCUACAUGCUCCCCUUGUCGCAGGUUUUCUGGCUCAUUGGCUCCCUGCUCAUCAUCGGCCUGGGCUCCGUGGUCAUCCCCACCAUCGGGUGGCGCUGGCUCAUCCGCAUCGCCUCCAUUCCUGGCAUCAUCCUCAUCCUGGCCUUCAAGUUCAUUCCCGAAUCUGCUCGGUUCAACGUGUCCACCGGGAACACCCAGGCCGCCCUGGCCACGCUGCAACACAUCGCCAAGGUGAACCGCUCGGUCAUGCCGGAGGGGAGGCUGGUGGAGCCCAUCCUGGAAAAAAGAGGAAGGUUUGCAGACCUAUUGGAUGCUAAAUAUUUACGGACCACGUUACAGAUCUGGGUGAUAUGGCUGGGCAUCUCUUUCGCCUACUAUGGGAUCAUCCUGGCCAGCGCCGAGCUGCUGGAGCGGGACCUGGCCUGCGGUUCGAGGCCCGCGUCCGGGACCUCCGGGACCUCGGAGGGGAGCCCGAGCUCCUGCCGCUGCCGCGUGUUCACCCCCUCCGACUACCAGAUCAUGAUCUUCAGCACCAUCGGUGAAAUUGCUCUGAACCCUCUGAACAUCCUGGGCAUUAACUUCCUGGGCCGGCGGCUGAGCCUCUCCAUCACCCUGGGAGGCACGGCUCUGUUCCUCCUCCUCCUCAACAUCUGCACCUCAAGGGCCGGCCUCAUCGGCUUCCUCUUCAUGCUGCGGGCGCUGGCGGCAGCCAACUUCAGCACCAUCUACAUUUACACCGCCGAGGUCUACCCCACGGCGAUUCGCUCUUUGGGGAUGGGGACCAGCGGCUCCCUGUGUCGCAUUGGAGCGAUGGUGGCACCGUUUAUAUCCCAGGUUCUUCUGGACACAUCGUUGCUGGGCGCCCUGUGUCUUUUCGCGUCUGUCUGUGUUGUAUGCGCCAUUUCUGCAUUUACUCUCCCCAUUGAGACCAAAGGCCGGGCCCUCCAGCAAAUGAAAUGAAGACCUGCAAACCCAUCUACCAAAGAAAAAUGCAUUUUAUCUUCAAGAAGAGCUGUGGCACCUUCUU